Messenger RNA from Penicillium brevicompactum, 1488 nucleotides. Its product is annotated as putative MFS sugar transporter. Gene Ontology annotation, cellular component: membrane. The record is from RefSeq and is a predicted model, not a curated record. Gene Ontology annotation, biological process: carbohydrate transport; transmembrane transport. Gene Ontology annotation, molecular function: carbohydrate:proton symporter activity. Lineage: Eukaryota; Fungi; Ascomycota; Eurotiomycetes; Eurotiales; Aspergillaceae. The transcript has 2 exons. The coding region runs from base 1 to 1488 and encodes 495 amino acids.
AUGGACACAGGCAUCAUCGGGCCUGUCACCGACAUGAAGGACUUUGUUGCACAGUUUGGGGGAAGUCAAUCAGCUACGAUUCAUGGUCUCAUCGUGUCGUCUAUCUUGAUCCCAGCUGCAAUUUCUUCAUUCUUUGCUGGCUUUUUAGCAGACAAGUUUGGGAGGUCCAAGGGCAUCAGCAUCGGUGUAUUCGUAUUUGGGGUUGGCGCUGCGAUAGAAGCAGCUGCAGUUCACCUUGCCAUGUUCAUUGUUGGUAGGGUUGUCGAGGGUGUGGGCGAGGGUCUGUUUCUCGGGACUUUGGUUGUGUAUGAUGUGCCCGUGAGACCAUCGAGUCAAAUGAAAUUUACUGACUUCGACACUGUUAGAUACAUUUGUGAAAUCUCACCAACAAGAGUCAGGGGGACAUUCACAACAGGACCUCAGCUGCUUAUCACCCUUGGGCUUGUCACUGGCUUCUUUACGUGCUACGGUACCUCCGGAAUUCAAAGCUCCAUGUCAUGGCGCACACCAUUUAUUGUGCUCGCCUCGUUGUCCAUGACCCUUUCAAUGGUCUCGCUCUUCUUUCUUCCCCCCUCACCUCGCUGGUUGACUAUACAUGGUCGCGAGGGAGAAGCGACCGAGGCUUGGAACUACCUAGGCGUCAGUCAAGCAGAGCGGGAGAAGGUGGAGAUUGAACUCGAAAAUGCCGUUUCAUCCCCCGAAGAGGUACACGAGAAAGGGACGAAUGUCACCCGCAUGGCAGAAAUUCAGGUACAAGCAAAGCCAAGACACGCGCUUCUGGAUCUUUUCUCUCGCGAUGUUCGUUCACGCACUGGUCUUGCAGUAUUCAUGAUGGGGAUGCAACAAUUGAGUGGAAUUGACGGGGUUCUAUACUAUGCCCCUUUGCUAUUCCAACAAGCCGGUCUAGCAUCAUCAGAAGCAAGCUUCCUCGCAUCUGGAGUCUCGGCACUAGUCAUCUUCGGCGUCACCAUCCCUGCAUUGAUCUGGGCUGACCAAUGGGGCCGUCGAGCCAGUACAAUUUAUGGCGGCGUUGCACUCAGCAUCACAAUGUUCUUAAUCGGCGCCCUUUACGCAUCGGGGACUGUGCACGGCUCCGUUGGAGCCGGGCGCUGGGUCGUCAUAGUGACCAUUUACAUAUUUGCCGUGAUCUAUUCCCUGACUUGGGGAGUUGGUAUCAAGAUUUAUGCGGCUGAGAUUCAGCCCCAGCGUACACGAGCGUCAGCGACCAGCUUGGCCCAUGGUAGCAAUUGGGCGGCAAAUUUCUUGGUUGCAUUGACAACACCAAUUCUCCUGUCAAAAAGCAGCUAUGGAGCAUACUUUUUGUUUGGAGGUUGCUCUAUCUUGACUGCCAUUGUGUGUGCCCUGUUCAUGCCGGAGACCAAGGGCCGAUCGUUGAAUGAGAUUGAAGACGCCUUCAAGCGAAAAUCUCCACGCAGUAGCAGUGUUGCAAGCAGGAUGCUGCGACCCGUCUUGAAAUGGAAGUCUUGA